Baudoinia panamericana UAMH 10762 is the source of this 1140-nucleotide messenger RNA. RefSeq lists its product as uncharacterized. The transcript has a single exon. The coding region runs from base 410 to 1078 and encodes 222 amino acids. The record is from RefSeq and is a predicted model, not a curated record. Lineage: Eukaryota; Fungi; Ascomycota; Dothideomycetes; Mycosphaerellales; Teratosphaeriaceae.
ACCGCAGUAGCUUCGUUGUAACAUCUAGUGACCCAUGUGGCGCUGUUUUAUCACCGUACAUGCGGCCAAGCGAUCGCUCCUUUCCCACGCUGUCGCCCUGCAGCACUAUCUAAAGACUGCGCACUGAUGUGUUUUGUUUUUCAGAGUGCAAGCUACUAUACUGCUCGCCUUGCACCCGCAAUGGUCGAGAAAGAUGUCGAGUGAGCUGCCGCCACGGCCCUGCAGUAAUUUACGAAGCCGAGAAGCACGUCCACGUCACCCGCCUCUUCUGUACAAGCUCGCAAGCUCGAGCAUCAACGAUGGAAGGUAGGGUAAAGCUUGGUCUAUCAGGCGAGUUGUAUAAAGACCGCAAAUGAACGCUGCUCGACUUGUAAUCCUCCCCCAAUGAAUAUCUCGACAUUCAUUCAUGAUGUGGGUGAAGGUUGCUCUGACAGCGAGCUUCCUCUGGCCGUCAACAUCCGCCUUUACCUUCUCAGACAACAGCAGCCACGCUUGCUCCGGCUCAAUAACGCUCCCCUCUAACCUGACCAAUACAUCUUUGUCGGCGCUGCCACAAGCUUUCAGCUCUGCCAACCAGGCACAAGAUGCCGUGGCUCUAGACCAGAUCCGCAACACGCUAGCUCUGUAUCCGCUGUGCAUCGAUGGGAAGGACUUCGCCUCACUAAGCCUUGUCUUCGCCUCCGACGCCGUGGCCAACUACUCGGCACCCCUCAAUAUCUUGACUCCGCUUAGCACGAUCGAAACAGUACUUGCGGCGAGUCUGGCCUCUGUCACGACGCAGCAUCUGCUCGGCACGCAAGACAUCCAGCUAGUAGGCCCAUGUGCGGCGAGAAGCGUAACGUAUUACCGGGCCGCGCACUUCGGAGAAGGUGUGUAUGAGGGCGAAAUGCUCUAUGCCUAUGGCCAGUACCGCGAUGUGUUGGUGAGGCUGCCGGAAGGGUGGAGGGUCAAGGAGAGGACAUUGGCGUAUAUGGUAAGCCUGCGAUGGUGGAUGCGAAGUCCGUUACAUUCGCUGAAGCUCAUGUCCACGCAGGGCCCUUUGCUCGGCAAUGCAUCAAUCUUUACGCCGCAGGCUUGAGCCGAGCGCACAAGACACUUGGAGAUUGUCGCUCAGUCUUCUCGCCACCGGAUCGACCUGAG